This is a messenger RNA of Aspergillus clavatus NRRL 1, 2139 nucleotides long. RefSeq names its product RNA polymerase I-specific transcription initiation factor RRN3 family protein. Gene Ontology annotation, cellular component: nucleus. Gene Ontology annotation, biological process: transcription initiation at RNA polymerase I promoter. NCBI's taxonomy places the organism in Eukaryota, Fungi, Ascomycota, Eurotiomycetes, Eurotiales, Aspergillaceae. Gene Ontology annotation, molecular function: RNA polymerase I core binding; RNA polymerase I general transcription initiation factor activity. The transcript has a single exon. The record is from RefSeq and is a predicted model, not a curated record. Bases 1 to 2139 code for a protein of 712 amino acids.
AUGGUGUCCUUCGCCACCGUGUCGCGCAACCCUGCCGGGGCAAUCAAAUCAGUCAACUCCUCGAGAAUGCUGGCCAGCCCCUCGCCAGUGCCCAUUCUGAAAACUUCUAAAUUGAACAACACCGCGACGCCCGGAAGAAAACACUCAUUGGCCGAGAUGGAACUUUCGCUGUCCCCCUCGUCCUCUAUCGCGUCCGACGCUGGCGAUGUCACCCCCAGCCCCAAGAAGCGGGCUCGGGUUCAGUUUGAUAAAGAUGUGGAAAUGCGGGAAGUGUCUUGGAGUGGUCAGGAAAAAGAGAGUACCGGGACUGCGGAGAAGAGUGCGGCCGUGGUUCGCGAAGAGGUUCGCAGAGCCAUCCAGCGGCAUGUCUCGGGCGCGGACAGCGAAGCCUACGACCGCAUCAAGGAGAUCUUCUCGGUUGAUCCUCGCCGUCGGGACGAAGAUGGGUUGCUUUCUGAAGAUGUACCUACGCAUACCACAUUGAAGCACCACCUGAUGGGUCUGUUGUCAAAUGUCGCCUCGCUGGACCGCAGUUGCAAUGGUCUGGUCAACGCCGUCCUGAACAGUGAGUGGCUUGGGCGGGAUGGCUCGUAUAUCAAGCUGUACAUUCGAUUUCUAGGUAAUCUUGCGGCCGCGCAAGGAAGCUAUCUGGGCUCGGUUUUGAAGAUGCUGGCCAACCACCUGGGCGAGCUUCCUAAGGGGACAGGCAAGCUGCCCGGAUACGCCCCGGUCCAUGCGGCCGAGAUCUAUAGCAGAAUUCACACUGCCCUACGGCAUGUGAUGCAGUUGAUUCCGUCCGGUAGUGGGACGCUAUCACCAAUCCUAUCUAUGCAAUUCCCCUUCGAUACGGAUUCCGCCAAGGCCAAUAUUGCCUACACGCGGAAUCUGUUGAAGGUAAUCAGCUAUGCUCCUGAACUGCAGGCGGAUAUCCUUGCCCUCAUCACGGAGAAGCUUGUCAAGAUCGACGUCCAAAUCCAAAUAGAUAUGGAGGAUAUCGAGGACGAGGUAGGGGAGGAUGUUCUUCAUGCUGUCUCACCCGAAGCUACCAUGUUCGAGGAUGAGGACGACGACGAGGAUGACAACGCCUCCGUCGCCAGUGAUGAAUCCAUAGACGCCGAGUCACGGCGCGUAAAGAUCCUCAAAGAUAACAUUCUGAAACUGGAUGGCAUGAUUGACUCCUUGUUCGAGUACUACGCUCCUCCCUUCCGAUCGGGCACCUUGGACGACAAGGAGAAUGCCCUUGAUCUUCUUCUGAGCCAUUUCCAGAGUAUCAUCCUCCCGACAUACCGCUCGCGCCACUCCCAAUUCCUUCUGUUCCACUUCUCGCAGUCUUCACCGAUCCUCGUCGAUCGCUUUGCGGCCACCUGUGUCCAGCUCAUCUUCAACAAGAUGCAACCGGGAAUUUUGCGCCAGUCCGCCGCCGCCUACCUCGCCAGCUUUGUUGCACGCGGUGCGCACAUCUCUGGCGAGGUUGUUCGGGAUGUGUUUGAUCUCCUGGGCACGCAUCUGAACAAUCUCCGUCUGGACUACGAGGCUACCUGCCGGGGCCCUGAUCUGCGUCGCUACGGCCCUUUCUACUCCACCGCGCAGGCAUUACUCUAUAUCUUCUGCUUCCGUUGGCGAGACCUGACCACCGCGGCGGUUGAGGGCGAUACCCCAGAGCAGAUCGACGAGCUGGAACCGGAAGAGAUUGCCUUCCCUCCGUCGGUCAAGGAAGUGCUUCACCAGGCGAUCCACUCCAAGCUGAACCCGCUCAAGGUCUGCUCCCCGGCCAUCGUGUCGGAGUUCGCCCGCAUGGCGCAGCAUCUCAACUUUAUGUAUGUGUUCAGCAUCCUCGAGACCAACAAGCGGCUGCGCGUCUCGUCCUUCCGGAACAUCUCGGCGAUGGCGGACCCGCGCUUCAGCCAGAUCGAGCGCGAGACCCGCGCCGGCGAUGACCUCGGAUACCAGCUUGAUGCGUAUUUCCCCUUCGAUCCCUACCAAUUGCCUCGCAGCCGUCGGUGGCUCGAAAACGACUACGUUCAUUGGCAAGGGAUACCCGGGCUGGAUGACCAGGACGAUGAUGACUCGGACAGCGACCAGGACAGCGAGUUAGAAGACGAUCUCAGCGACGUGACCGAAACCGACGAAGAGGACUGA